Messenger RNA from Haliotis rufescens (red abalone), 2405 nucleotides. Its product is annotated as digestive cysteine proteinase 1-like. The transcript is spliced from 8 exons. NCBI's taxonomy places the organism in Eukaryota, Metazoa, Mollusca, Gastropoda, Lepetellida, Haliotidae. The record is from RefSeq and is a predicted model, not a curated record. The coding region runs from base 469 to 1332 and encodes 287 amino acids. Gene Ontology annotation, cellular component: lysosome. Gene Ontology annotation, molecular function: cysteine-type endopeptidase activity.
GAAAAAACAAUAACAAAGGCAACAACCAGUCCGUGGAAUUGCGUUAGAUCAGUGCCCCUUUAAACUUUGCCAGCUUUCCAACAAUGUAGAACACUACAGAUGUGAAUCAAGAUAACGCGAGAAAAUUCAAUGACACAUACGAUCGACAGUGGAAGAAAAACGACUUAAUUCAGUCUGUUUUCCACCAGGUAAUACCUGGAAGGAACAAAAGAAGCUUCAAAACACAUACUUCGUAACUGCUCUACGAUGGGAGUAGAUAGAAGCUUUCUUCGCGUACCUCUAUCCAAUGACGUGUAACAAGUGCGUGUCCCGUGGCCUCUGCGGAUACCAAGGGGUCGUCUUGAUAUCACUGUAUUAAUCUGUAGGGCUUCCUAUAUUCAGUGUGCGAGUUGGGUAUAUGAAACACAUACUGCAUGUCAUGACAAUGUUGUAUUUGUUGAAGCAUCUACGGAAACAUCUAGUGACAACAUGCAGUACCUUCUACUGGUGUGGAUGUGUCUGCCGUGUGUCAUGGGCCAGUUGAAGCUUGUGGAGAGGUUCAACAUGGGUAGCCUCGGGCGUCAGGUGUCGACAGCAGCCAGGACAUCCUUCUCCUUCUAUGAAGAGUGGCAGAUUUUCAAGAACACACACGGUAAAAUGUUCCGCGACUUUGACACAGAGAGCCAAAGGUACGAAACUUUCAAAGACAACCUGCAAUACAUUGCUGACCACAACACACUGUACAAAAAAGGGGUCAGCUCCUUCUACGUGGGCAUCAACCAGUUCUCUGAUAUGACACAUGACGAAUUCAGCAGUUACAUGCGCCUUGAGCGCCUCAUUCAGCGGACUUAUCAUGGCAUACCUUCACACCUCUCCCUGCCAGAUGACCAACUGCCGGACCAGAUUGACUGGAGAACACGUGGAUUUGUCACCCCAGUCAAAGAUCAGGGUCAGUGUGGUUCCUGUUGGGCAUUCAGCACAGAUUCAACGUGCAAGUAUGACGCCUCCAAAGUCGUCGCCAACUGCACCGGUCACACCGACAUCCGCAGAGGCAGCGAGUCGGACCUUAAGUCAGCUGUAGGAUCUGUUGGUCCUGUGUCGGUUGCCAUUGACGCCUCGCACAAGUCCUUCCAGCUGUACAAGGGUGGUGUCUACAGCGAGAAACGGUGCAGCACCACCAACCUGGACCACGCCGUGCUCGCCGUCGGCUACGGCACUCUGAAAGGGCAGGACUACUGGCUGGUCAAAAACAGCUGGGGAUCAUCGUGGGGUGAGGACGGCUAUGUGAAAAUGAUUCGCAACAGACGCAACCAGUGCGGUAUAGCCACCGAGGCCAGUUAUCCCACUGUGUAGAACCCCUAAGAACAGAUAACCCUUCCAGGCUACUGCGCGCACCUUGCCCGCACCGGAGACAAGCCUCACUAGCCCCGCACCGGAGACAAGCCUCACUAGCCCCGCACCGGAGACAAGCCUCACUAGCCCUGCACCGGAAACAAGCCUCACUAGCCCUGCACCGGAGACAAGCCUCACUAGCCCCGCACCGGAGACAAGCCUCACUAGCCCUGCAACGGAGACAAGCCUCACUAGCCCUGCACCGGAGACAAGUCUUACUAGCCCUGCACCGGAGACAAGUCUCACUAGCCCCGCACCGGAGACAAGCCUCACUAGCCCCGCACCGGAGACAAGCCUCACUAGCCCUGCACCGGAGACAAGUCUCACUAGCCCUGCACCGGAGACAAGUCUCACUAGCCCUGCACCGGAGACAAGUCUCACUAGCCCCGCACCGGAGACAAGCCUCACUAGCCCUGCACCGCUAUUUCCUUUGUUAUAAGCCCAAGAAAUAUUUCGCUGUCAACGAUAUGUUUGUUAAAAACGUGUUUUUGUUGACGUCAGGUGUUCCCUAGAAUUGAAUAAAUAUAUCAAAAACUCUUAAUACAUAUACAUUUGACACGGUGCUGUUACCAGGGAAUCGGUUCUUGGGGUGAAGGAAGGACAAAGUUGGAAUCACUGUUUCAGAACAUUUAAUACAUAACAUUAAAACAGUAGACCAAAAAAAAGGCACAAUGAGUGGAAAAGCUACUCGACAUCACAAGCACAACGAUGUGUGGAGAUUCCAGCUCAGACGUACUUUGGUGAACAUCCGUUCCAGCUCAACAUCCGAACGCUUCCUUGGAGCGGAACAUCCUACUCGCGAGCGAGCAUCAAACUGUUGUAUUUACAGGCCGCAAGACACUUUAUACAUUUACACACUGGGCGAGACGGCUUAAAAGACCUUCUUGGUCCACUGGAAAUGUCAAAUUUUAAAGUUGCCGAAAAGUUUGCAAUACUGGUAAUGUCAACCAAGCUAAAAAGGCUAACGUUUAGCCUUUCUUCCUUCAUAUACAUUUGACCUGAUCAAAUACAAAAUUAUGACUAAAAUGAGGGAA